ACAGAUUUAUCACUUCGUUGUUUGAAAAAUGCUGAAAAUGUUAUAAGCCUCUCAGGUAUAAUGUUUGCUGUAUGCUGUCAUCACAAAUGUACUUGGCAUGAAACGGUUGGUCGUUAUUGGUUAGAACACGAAGCAAAGAUCACAUCCGAUGAAUUUGCUUUAAUCACUCAUUUAUCUUCAUGGGCAGUUUGUGGAUUUAAUCGUAAAUCAACUGAACAAGUGAAUGAUAAUGGGUCUAUUGACAGCUUAAAUCAAAAUUAUUUGGAAGCUUUAAAAAGUGACAAUAAAGAAGAAUGCCAAAAUGCACUCUACAAUUUAGAUGUAUCUGUAAAGGUGAGAAUUGGAAAAAUCUGUAAAAGUUUAAUUGAUUGGGGACGUCUUAUGUAUAUGAAACAUGAAUUAAAUCUUUCAAAUGUCUUUUCUGCAACCUAUACAACAUCAGACAUAACACCUGAAAACAUUGUAAUAUGUGGUAGUAAAUGAAUAAACUUUAGUGUACCUAAAUUAUUUGCAAGUAUUUUUUAAAAACAACUAUUGUGGUG
This is a messenger RNA of Schistosoma turkestanicum, 542 nucleotides long. NCBI's taxonomy places the organism in Eukaryota, Metazoa, Platyhelminthes, Trematoda, Strigeidida, Schistosomatidae. The record is from the annotation of a GenBank genome assembly.